UAUGGCUAGUGACGACGGUGUCAUUUUAACAAAUGAUGAUGCAGCUCAGUGUAAGCGUUUUGCAGUAGAGAAGAAGUAUUGGGCGGAUCCAUAUAUUUCUCUUAUGACGCCAAGAAGCUCGGCAAAACAUGCACCUGAAAUCAGUCGGGGUUACAUACAAAUAUAUAUAAUUUAUACAUAUAUAUAUAAAGUUUGCUUAAUUUGGAGUAAAUUUAUUUUUCAGAUAACAGAUAGGAAUUGCCAAGUUGUCAACUUUGGUGCAGGAUCAGACACAAACUACUGGUUGUUGAAAGACAUGGAUAUGUAUCCCAAAUCCUUCAUUGAACUAGACUUUAAAUCAGUGACAGCAAGGAAAGUUAACCAGAUAAAACGCCAUGAAGCUCUUCUCCAAAUAAUUGCUUCAGAAGAUGGGGAUAUAAGAUUAAGCAAGUCGGAAAUCCAUGGGAGUGAUUACCAUCUUGUAGAUGCCGAUUUGUCAAUUUUGUCACAAGUGGAGAAGAAGCUACAGGAAUCUGGAAUCGAUAAAACAUUACCAACUCUGUUUAUGGCAGAGUGUGUUCUGGUUUACAUCGAAUUUAACAAAACGAAAGAACUGCUGAAAUGGAUUGCAGAACAGUUUCCGGUUGCCAUGUUUAUAAAUUAUGAACAGGUGAACAUGGCAGAUCGCUUUGGGGACAUAAUGAUAGAAAACUUGAAGUCUCGAGAAUGUUUUCUGGCUGGAGUAGAGGCUUGUAAAAGUCUGGAGACACAAAGGCACAGGUUUCUUGAUGUUGGUUGGGAGGGAGCUGAUGCUAUGGACAUGCUACAGGUCUACAAGUGUCUGCCUCAGGCCGAUGUUCACAGGAUAGAGAAGUUAGAAUUCAUGGAUGAAAAAGAACUUCUGGAGCAGCUGUUAGGUCAUUACUGUUUAUCGUGGGCGUGGAAAGACCCGAAUCACCUUGGAUUGGCUGAUCUCGACGUCACAUGAUCAAAGGGAAGAAACUGUACUCUAACAUUUAUACCCUCGCUUGAUGAAAUCCCACACAGCUUCAUGUCAUACUGCCAGUUGACUUAUUUAUACAGAUUUUAUGGAUAUCGGGCUGCUGUGUUGUGAUAUAUCAGUUUAUAUGCAGAAAUUGUUGAUGACUUUAACUUGUGGCUGCUUUUAAUAUUGUUGCCGAAUAAAUUGUUGCUCUAUGU
This is a messenger RNA of Saccostrea cuccullata (small rock oyster), 1179 nucleotides long. RefSeq names its product leucine carboxyl methyltransferase 1-like. Gene Ontology annotation, biological process: C-terminal protein methylation. Gene Ontology annotation, cellular component: cytosol. The transcript is spliced from 6 exons. The record is from RefSeq and is a predicted model, not a curated record. NCBI's taxonomy places the organism in Eukaryota, Metazoa, Mollusca, Bivalvia, Ostreida, Ostreidae. Bases 2 to 967 code for a protein of 321 amino acids. Gene Ontology annotation, molecular function: protein C-terminal leucine carboxyl O-methyltransferase activity.